CAGUCACUAGUCGCACAAACCACUCACCGCCGCCGCCGGGAUCAGCUCAGUCGCAGCCGCCGCAGGAGAAGCACGUGCCCAGUCCGAGCGGCGGAAAGUUGGUGGAGCGGAAGGAUUCGGGAGUCGGAGAAAAGGGGAUUUGUUUGAGGAGAGUGAGUGCGGAGGGAGCGGGGGAGGAGGACUCACAGCGCUGAAUCCAGUGGGAAUCACUCCAGCAACAAGUGAGCGCGGGGCAGUGUGGGACCUGCAAGUUCAUCGCACCGCCCGGGACCGACUCUCUUACUCGGGGGGAUAAUGAGGAACGUGUGGCUUAUCGUUCCCUUUGCCCUGCUCGCUGCCUUGUCCGGGGAAACGUGGGCCCAAGCUGACAGAGACCUAUAUAUCGACAGCACAGAAUCAUCAGGAAACUACCCAGUUGAUGAUGAUGAUUACUCUUCUGGAUCUGGCUCUGGCAUCCCAGCACGUGGUGACGAUGAAGACGACAAUGUAGUAUUAACAACUGUCCAGACACUUAUAAGCAGUCCAUCAAGUGAAAUGCCAUAUGUUGAGACCACAACGCUGAAAACACUAACAAAGAUGGCACCUGAAACCAAGGAACCUGGUGAAGUAGAGUCAACUAACACAGUUCUUGUCUACGGAAAGAAGGAUAUCGUCCAGACUGCGACACACACAGAGAACCUGUUCCACAGAACAGAAGUACUUGCAGCUGUCAUUGCUGGGGGCGGCAUUGGCUUCCUGUUUGCCGUAUUCUUAAUCCUCCUGUUGGUUUACCGCAUGAGAAAGAAGGAUGAAGGCAGCUACGACCUUGGCGAACGCAAACCAUCCAGCGCCGUCUACCAAAAGGCACCAACUAAAGAGUUUUAUGCAUAAAACUGCGUCUUUAGUGUCUCUUUUUACGAGAUCACUGAACUUUUUCUUUUAAGUAAAGCUUUUGCAUAGAAUAAUGAAGAUUUUUUUUCAUUUAAAAACAAAAAAAAACAAAAACCUUUACGGUAACUUUAUGAUAAAAAAUCCCAUUAUAUUUAAGAAAAAAAAACAAACAAAACUUUUCAUUCAUUUAUUCCUUUAAAAAGAAAAAUAAAUGUAAAGUCAAUUCUUCACAUUUUCAUUGUUGAGUGAAUAACCGCAGCAGAGUAUUAUUUUCUAAGACCAUUGGUAUUCACCAAAAUAAAAAUAAAAAAACAUUUAAAAAAAAAAAAGUCGCCAACCUUUAUGCAUAAACACACAAACAACAAUGGAAAUGGUCGCGUCAAGCUUCGGGUCAAUGAAAGGUUGUUUAAUAUUUUUAGCAUGUCUCAGAUCAUUCAAAAUUUUAGUUUUAUUUCAUUAAUUUAUCUGUUUCCAAACAAAAUGUCUUAGGGUAAUUCAGAUAUACAGUAUAUAAGUGUAAAUGUUUUUUUUUUUCUUUCCUAUGUAAACAUUAACCUCCGAGAUUUGUAUAAAACUGUAAACGAUAUUCAUUUUA
Xenopus laevis (African clawed frog) is the source of this 1465-nucleotide messenger RNA. RefSeq names its product syndecan 2 L homeolog (gene sdc2.L). Lineage: Eukaryota; Metazoa; Chordata; Amphibia; Anura; Pipidae. Gene Ontology annotation, biological process: cell migration. The record is from RefSeq and is marked provisional. Gene Ontology annotation, cellular component: cell surface; membrane.